Messenger RNA from Kuraishia capsulata CBS 1993, 1605 nucleotides. RefSeq lists its product as uncharacterized. Bases 1 to 1605 code for a protein of 534 amino acids. The transcript has 2 exons. The record is from RefSeq and is a predicted model, not a curated record. Gene Ontology annotation, molecular function: metal ion binding. Lineage: Eukaryota; Fungi; Ascomycota; Pichiomycetes; Pichiales; Pichiaceae.
AUGGCCCCCGCAUCCAUUUGUAAAUUUUACCAAAAAGGAACGUGUACUAAGGGAGCGAGUUGUCACUUCCUUCAUCUCGACCCAGACCAGGCAGACUUCAUAAAGGACUCGAGGCUUCAGGAGAAAGCCGAUGAAAUUAGGGCUGACGUCAAAGAGGCAAAGGAUUAUCUUCCUUUUCCCCAGGACCUCACAUCUUACAGUCUAAAAUCCGCCAAUCAGAAUCUCAUAAGCGGUAGAGACUAUUCAUUCGAGGAGCAACGGCUGCAAUAUUUGGAAGCGGUCCAAACCAACACAGUACCUCAAUAUACACAGGAGAUCUCUGCCAGGCGAAACGAUUUUGUGAAGUGUCUGAAUUAUCUCGAUAAAAACUCUGAGAAAGCCGCUAGAUAUCUGCAACUCUGCCUGACAAUGCAAAACAAGACACCCAAUCCUUUCAUACCGUUUGGAGUGGAUUUGAAAGCCUCUUCGCCAUCAUCUGGAUCGAAUGCUUUCGGAUCUAAUAAUGCAUUCUCGAACAGCACACAGCCGCGGGCCAAUCCAUUUGGAAAUUCCGCUGCCCCUGCCUUUGGAUCCAGCGGGUUUGGUUCCAGUGCAUCAGGGCCCCAGAACCAGAUCACGUCUUCCCAGACUGGAAAUGCGUUCGGCUCGUUUUCUGCCACAACACCCUUUGGAACAGCUUCUUCUAAUUCAGGUUCGCCUUUUGGGAAAGCUUCGUCGGGGUUUGGGGGGUAUGGAUCAGCAAAUUCCACUACUACCCCUGCGUUUGGUCAAUCUGCGUUUGGCCAGGCUGCGCCCACCACAUCUCCGUUUGCAAAAGCUGCUAGCACCCAGUCGCCUUUUGGAGCCACUGCAUCAACAAGCUCACCGUUUGGUCAGUCUUCUGCACCUUCAACUAAUUCACCCUUUGGUCAGACUACUACGGCUGGACCCUCAGCUAGUUCGCCCUUUGGCAAAACGACUGCUCCAACUGGUUCACCUUUUGGUCAAAGCAGUGCUUCAACCAGUUCACCCUUUGGACAGACGGCUACAUCAAAUGCCCCGUUCGGUCAGACCGCUGCGCCUGCGUUUGGAAAGCCAGCCUUUGGUCAGCAGCCCUCUCAAACCUCACCAUUUGGACAAUCAUCCACAACAUCCGCCAGUUCUCCAUUCGGAAACGCUUUUGGAGCCUCAGCAUCUCCGUUUGGAAACACAGCAACUGGAUCAGCCCCUCCUUCUGGAAGCUCGGCCUCUGGCUUCGGAUCCGCUUCUAGCGGCGCAGCGCCUGCUUUUGGAAGCUCUGGGUUUGGACAAAGUCAGUCUUCAGCUCCUGCUUUUGGAAAUGCUUUUGCGAAUUCUGCCACCACCAACUCCCCUUUUGGACAGGCGGCUUCCACUUCACAGCCCACCAAUAUUGUUUCUCCUUUCGGCAGUGCUGCGUCUCAGACAAACAAUACCCCAUUCGCUUCCUCCGGUUUCGGCCAACCCCAAAAGUUCGUCCAAGCUGAUAUUCCUGAAGAAGAGACCAAGCUGGAGGACAUGCCCGAAAAUAUCUUGAAUGCAUUCAACGCUGAUCGUUUCUGGCUCGGGGAAGUGCCCGUUAUUCCUCCUCCCUUUGAGAUAUGUUAA